Scleropages formosus (Asian bonytongue) is the source of this 2320-nucleotide messenger RNA. RefSeq names its product asialoglycoprotein receptor 1a (gene asgr1a). Lineage: Eukaryota; Metazoa; Chordata; Actinopteri; Osteoglossiformes; Osteoglossidae. The record is from RefSeq and is a predicted model, not a curated record. The transcript has 9 exons. The coding region runs from base 335 to 1276 and encodes 313 amino acids.
UGUUUGUACUUUCACGUGGAACAUUCGCAAUGCUUCGGCAGCUCAGAUUUCCUGUUUAUUCCCACAGCAGAAUCAAAUCGAUUGCAGCGUGGGCUCUAGCAUUAGUCCGCAACCACGAACAAGAUGUAGAAACGCGGGUAUCUUCACCCGUGCUCGGUUCCACAUGUUGGACAAACUCUCACCUGAACCCUUGUCCUGUUGACUUUGCCGUAACGGUAAAUAUGCACGAUGCUUUUGGCUCAAAGUGCAAAGCACAGAAUCGCUCCCAAGCAGUUCCAGAAGAAGAGAUCCCCAUGCAGUGCUUCACACCGCUGCUCUGAUCAUAGCUUUGCCAAUGCAGGAGCCAACGAAAGGCACCCGGCGCUCAAACGCGAAUGGCAACGACUACCACGACGACUUUGAGUGUGCGGACACGAGCGAGGAGAGAGCCUUCUGGAAAACAGAGUCCAUGCGACAGAUGGCUUCCUCACGGUGGACGAACAGGCCUCCGUGGCAGAAGUGCGCAGUGCUGUGCGUGUGCACCAUCGUUGUCGUGUCGCUCAUCAUCGCCGUGUCCGUCAGCAAUGUGAAGGUGGACAGACGGUUUGCAGACCUGGAGAAGAUGGUGGCAAACCUCAGUGCUGCCAUGACAUCCAUCACGUCCAAGGUGCACGUGGGCAAGGAGACAGAUCAGAAUGUCUACAGAGAAAUCAACAAGCUCAAGUUCUCCAUGGAGGCCACAGAAAACCAGCUCGUCUCUGUGGAGAAGUCCCUGAAAGCCAUUGAUGGCCUGGAGCCGCUUAAGACCCUGGUAAACCAGUUGAAAUGCAACCUGGAUAAAAUUACGAGCAAUGUCUCCACAGAAGGCUGCUGUCCACUGGGUUGGUCCUUCUACUCUACGAGCUGCUACUACUUCUCCAACGAGGGCAAGUCCUGGGACUCUGCUCGAGACUCCUGCAGCCGCAUGCACGCCUCACUGGCAACCCUGAAGGACGAUGGAGAAUGGACCUUCGUGAGCAAACACACCAUGCCGUUUUACUUCUGGAUCGGCCUGACGGAUGAGCGCACUGGCGACUGGGAGUGGGUGGACGGCGCACCAUAUAUCAUGGACAGAAGGCACUGGAAACCAGGGCAGCCUGACGACUGGAGGCAUCACGGUCUGGGGGGAGGAGAAGACUGCGCCCACCUACACAACGAUGGGCGGCUCAACGAUGACCACUGCAGCCGCCCAUAUCGCUUCGUCUGCAAGGCCAGCGUGGCGGAGGGGCCAGAGCGCUCUAGCGUGGCGGCCACCUGAGAGCAUUGCCGAUCGAACCUGUUCAGGGCAACGAGUUUGUCUUCAUUCCACGGCUUACCUGGGCUCCUUAACGUUAGUGCAGUUUCUGCCUCUCUGUUUAAAUUGCCCUUAUUUCACAUUGAGUUUUAGCUCCAUUGAAGGUUUUCAGAGUUCAUUCUAUAAAUCGAGAGUACAAAUCACAAUCUGAAGACCUAAUUAUAAAGAUGCUGACAAACCCCUUUAAAAACACUGAUGCCUAUGAGUACAUUUAGAGAACACAUGCAGAGCAACGAUACUCUGAUGAUACUGAUGGAGGAAUCUCUUGUUAAAUCAUGUUGACAUUCACAUUUUAGAGCGAGUACUAUACGCGUUAUAACCAGGUAAGCAAAUUUGUUUAGACUGAAAUGGAAUUACCCAAGAGCAACUUUUUAUUCUUGACAGUUUAAUUUCACCUCUUCUGGUUUUACAUAAUGAGGGGCUUCUGCCAAAUUAUAGCCCGUUUACUGGUCACCAACAAGCACAAAGUUGUCUUGCAUAGUAAAACGCAAGAAGGUUCAAUGCUCCUGCAGGCACGGACAAUACCGUUGCGAACGUAUUCGUAUUUUGUAUGCUCUCUUUGGCUUUGUAACUGGUUCACUGGUAACAUUAAAGGCAAAUAAAACACUGUGGGGCUGGAGAGGACACAAGGUGCAAAGGCACACAUGCUGACAGCGGGCCACCAAAUAUUAUAAGCAUACAAAACAACCCAGUUCAAUAAUACAAUAACUAACGGUAAAAUCGUUGACAGAACAGAGCAAAGCAAUUUUAACGAAAACAAGACCCCAUGCAAAGGGAUGACGGGAAGGACGGACGGACAGACACGUAAAUCACAACAUUAUUCUUGAAGUCGAAGGAACAGAAUCUGAAGUGCGUGUGUUAGAGAGAGAGAGAGACGGAGACAAAAUCCAAGAGAGAUCCCAGAAGCAAGCGUCCACAGAUGCGUCCACUCCGCUCAUCAGUGCGUCUUCAACAAGCGCGACACAGACGGCGCGCAUUCGAAGCGUGCGUUUAGCUGCGCUGCGUAUU